AUGGGACAACAUUCUGAUUACAAAUCGCAGUUGGUGACAGAGAUUUGCUCCAUUUCGAAAUUUUCCAUUGCUUGUUCUCACAGGCACUGCACUACCCCUGCUCGAUCUUCUUCAACUUUCGUCGAUUGGUAUCGUCUUCUUGGGGUGGAAGAAACAGCUGGGAUUGAUGUUAUAAGGAAGAGAUACCAUGAACUUGCUUUACAACUUCACCCAGAUAAGAACAAACAAGCCAAGGCUGAAGUCGCCUUCAAACUUGUCUCAGAGGCAUAUUCAUGUCUCUCUGAUGAUGAAAAUAGAAGAGCUUUUGACUUGGAGAGAUGGAGCAAGUUCUGCUUUGAGUGUGGUACAAUUCCCUACACAACUUACAAGGCUCCCAGCAAUGCCAAGGCUUCAGAACCCACAAGUCGGUCGAGGUCUUGUAAAGUUAUCAAGGGCCUGAAAGAUAUCAGAAAUCGAUUUAGAGAAGAGGCAAGAGUGAUUGAAAACUGUCUGAGGGUUAAUAAUGCAGCAUCAAGAAAUGAAACCUCACUCUGUAGUCCACCUUCUUAUGUGUUUCAGAGCAAUUUUAAUCCUAGGUUGAGCAGGGAAACCCCUGUAUUCAACCCAUCUGAUCAUGUGGUUCAAGGAUAUCCCCAUCUCAGGACUCGAAUCUACGACAAAGAUAAAUCUCGGAGCUUUUGGUGCUUGAGAACAGGGCAUCACAUGUUGAAUUGUGAACAAGGAAGGGAUAGUAGGGCUACUUAUGAUUCACCAGUAUUUGAGGUCAGAUCAGAUAGUGGAAUUUUAAAGAGUAGAUCUACUUGUGUUCGUUCAUAG
Messenger RNA from Fragaria vesca subsp. vesca, 816 nucleotides. RefSeq lists its product as uncharacterized. The coding region runs from base 1 to 816 and encodes 271 amino acids. The record is from RefSeq and is a predicted model, not a curated record. The transcript is spliced from 4 exons. NCBI's taxonomy places the organism in Eukaryota, Viridiplantae, Streptophyta, Magnoliopsida, Rosales, Rosaceae.